UCACUAGUUUCAGUUUUAUGGUUAUGUGUCCUCAGUGAUAGCUGUAAAAAGUAAGGUUAAAUAUUAUAUAUUUAUUGACUUAUUUGAGCCCCGAAAGGCUUUUUAGAGAAGAGUAAAUUAUGGUUAUACUUGCAAUUCCGUACUGAUAAUUCGUCCAGAUAAGUAGAAGUAAUAUCUUCAUGUCAUCUUAUCAUGUUCGUUACAAAUACUUUUGCAGUUAUUUCCAGUUGCAGAUGUAAUUUGUUGAUUAUUGUUGUAGAUAUGAUUCGUCGAUUAUUUAACACUGUUCUUGAAGGUGCAGUGCAAAGCCCUUCAGAAGGUCUGUUUUACCCAAGUCCAUUUACCAAAAGUGAUACAAGCAAUUUCGGCUGGCUUUCAAGUGUGACACCUUGUUUUCCGGUAAAUGCAAGCAAUAUUAGGAUUAUCAGUGAACCCUACCAAUUUUAUGAAACUCUAUUGCAUUACUGUGAAAGUGCCUCACGAAGAAUUACACUUGUUAGUCUAUAUUUGGGAACAGGCGACUUGGAAAAUCAGUUAGUCAAAGCUCUAACAGCAAACAAACAGUUCCAAGACAAGAAGUUAAUUAUUAACGUGCUUCUUGAUUAUACAAGAGGCAGUAGAAAUAGGAACAACUCCCGUACAGCACUGCAACCACUGUUGCAAGACAAUGAAACUAAUUGUACAAUAUCUUUGUAUCACACGCCAGUAUUAAGAGGACUACUGAAGAAGUACAUGCCUAAUCGAUAUAACGAACUUAUUGGGCUUCAGCAUAUGAAGCUCUACAUUUUUGAUGAUACUCUAAUCAUAAGUGGUGCUAAUUUGUCAAAUGACUACUUUACAAACAGACAAGACAGAUAUUAUUUAAUUGAGGACAAGAAAUUGACGGAUUUUUACUCCGGUCUGGUACAUAAAGUUCAAAGUUUUAGCUUAAGAAUGGACAAAAAUAACAAUUUGAGUUUAUCAACUGAUUGGAACUGUGCACCAUAUGAAGGAAACAAGCAGGAUUUCAUCGAGAAAGCUGCUGAUCGAGUGGAAUCUUAUUUGGAGGAAUACAAACAGGAACAAAACAUGCACUCUAUUCACGAUUGUGAUACAUACAUUUUCCCUACAUUCCAAAUGGGACAAUUAGGAGUCGAACAAGACUCGUAUAUCACCGAAAAAGUAUUAGGAGAAGCGCCUGUUGGUAGCAAAUUGAGAAUAGCUACAGGCUACUUUAACUUAACUAGUCAAUAUAUGAGCACAUUAAUACACGACUGCCAAGCUGAUUGUGAAAUUCUGAUGGCACAUCCCAAAGCAAACGGAUUCUUGGGAGCUAAAGGCUUAGCUGGAGGUAUUCCCUAUGCGUAUUCUUUAAUAGCUGAGAAAUUUAGAAGGCAAUGUGAAAAGAAUAAGCAGCAGCAUAGAAUAUAUUUGCUAGAAUAUUUGCGAGAUGGAUGGACCUAUCAUGGCAAGGGUUUAUGGUAUUAUCCACCAAAGAGUAAAUAUCCGUGCCUGACGAUGGUGGGAUCACCAAAUUUCGGCGAUCGAUCGGUUACCAAAGAUUUAGAGACCCAAUUGGUGAUUGUUAGCGAAAAUCCUCAACUAAGGAAACAGAUGCACGAGGAAAGUGAGCGACUUUAUGGAAGAGGACUCAUAGCUGAUACGAAAAGGGAGGUGCCAUUAUGGGUGAACACGUUUGUUUCACUUUUUCGAAGUUAUUUUUAAUGUUUGUCAAAAGUUGUUUUUUUAUUUAUUUGUUGAUGAAGAAGCAUUUUGCCCAUUGAUGCUGUGGAUAUAUUUAUGAAGCUUAAUAUAUAGUGUUAUCCCAAA
Molecule: messenger RNA, 1809 nt
Organism: Dendroctonus ponderosae (mountain pine beetle)
Lineage: Eukaryota; Metazoa; Arthropoda; Insecta; Coleoptera; Curculionidae
Gene: PGS1
Product: CDP-diacylglycerol--glycerol-3-phosphate 3-phosphatidyltransferase, mitochondrial
Exons: 3
Coding region: 193-1704 (503 amino acids)
Biological process (GO): cardiolipin biosynthetic process
Cellular component (GO): mitochondrion
Molecular function (GO): CDP-diacylglycerol-glycerol-3-phosphate 3-phosphatidyltransferase activity
Source: RefSeq, a predicted model, not a curated record